Pistacia vera is the source of this 1247-nucleotide messenger RNA. RefSeq names its product caffeic acid 3-O-methyltransferase-like. The coding region runs from base 89 to 1195 and encodes 368 amino acids. Gene Ontology annotation, molecular function: protein dimerization activity; S-adenosylmethionine-dependent methyltransferase activity; O-methyltransferase activity. NCBI's taxonomy places the organism in Eukaryota, Viridiplantae, Streptophyta, Magnoliopsida, Sapindales, Anacardiaceae. Gene Ontology annotation, biological process: methylation. The record is from RefSeq and is a predicted model, not a curated record. The transcript is spliced from 3 exons.
ACUAGAACUAUUUGCACUGGUCAGAAAGAUCAAAGAUCUUAGAUUAUCCUCCCUAAAACUUUGUGUUUUCAACAACCAAAAACACAAGAUGAACUCCGAGGAAAACCAGAUGAAAACGUCCACAAAUGAAGAGGACGAUCAUAUGCUUGGACAGUAUGCCAUGCAACUAGUGAGCGCAUCAGUCUUGCCUAUGGUGUUAAAAGAAACAAUUGAACUUGGUGUGCUUGAUAUCAUAGACAAAGCUGGUCCUGGAGGUCAACUCUCCUCUUCACAAAUUGCUGCCCAACUUGUUACUCAAAACAAACCACAAGCCCCUUCAAUUCUCGAUCGAAUUCUCCGCCUUCUUGCUAGCCACUCUAUUUUAACAUGCUCUCUUACUAGUGAUCAUGAUGGUGGUCAAGUUGAUUGUGUCUAUGGUUUGGCACCAGUAGCCAAAUACUUCAUCCGGAACCAAGAUGGAGGGUGUUUGGCUCCCUUGCCAGAAUUGGUUCAGGACAAAGUGAUGUUAGAUAUGUGGCAUCAUCUAAAAGAAGCAGUCGUUGAAGGGGAACUUCCAUUUAACAAGGCGUAUGGAAUGAGUGCUGUUGAGUAUGUUGGGAAGGAUGCCAAACUUGGUGAAAUAUUCAAAGACUCCAUGAAAGAUUUCAACCCUAUAUUUAUGCAGAAAAUCCUGGAAAUAUAUAAAGGUUUUGAUGGUUUAAAAUCUCUGGUUGAUGUGGGUGGUGGGGAUGGUUUUAUCCUUAAGAUGAUCAUAUCCAAAUAUCCUGCAAUUAAGGGUGUCAACUACGAUCUGCCUUCAACUAUUGAAAAGUCAACUUCCUAUCCUGGUAUUGAGCAUGUUGCAGGGGAUAUGUUCAUAGGCAUUCCAAAAGGGGAAGCCAUUUUCAUGAAGUGGAUCCUACACAGUUGGGACGAUGAGCACCGCGUGAAGAUACUAAAAAAUUGCUAUGAAGCAUUACCGGCCAACGGGAAAGUGAUAGUAGUUGAUUUAGUAAUACCAGAAGCCCCUGAAACUAUUCUUGCUCCAAAAAGCUUAUUUCAGUUAGAUAUGUUCAUGAUGAACAUGAAUUCGAGAGGAAAGGAGAGGACAAGAAAAGAAUUUCAAAGUUUGGGAGAAGACGCAGGGUAUUCUCAUAUUCAAGUGCCUUGUUCUGCAUUUAAUUUCUCAGUUAUAGAGUUCUAUAAAUCUAUGUGAAGUAGUUUCCUCUACUGUCAUUAUGGCUUGUCUUAUGUACGUGUAUCAGAAG